GGCGGGCCCGGAGAGGGACUUUCGGCGCUGUGGGCGGGGUGCGGAACGAGAGCCCCAGACUCCUGCGAGCAUCUCCGCCCGCGAGCCGAGGUGCGGGUCCUGCGGCUCCUUAGUUUCUGGGGCUCAGGCCCCGCGUGCUCCGCUCCUUCCCAGCCGCUCCUCUCUAGCUGCGCCUCCGCCGUCUGCUGCCUGCGUGGGCCUGACGGGCGCCUCCGCACUUAAAGCGUCGGCAUUUUUAAAAUAUUUAAUCAUUCAUGAGUUGAGCUUCAUUCUUGAGUCAUGGAUGACAAGGCUUCUGUUGGAAAAAUCAGUGUCUCCUCAGACUCUGUGUCUACUCUUAAUAGUGAAGAUUUUGUCUUGGUUUCCAGGCAAGGAGAUGAGACACCAUCUACAAAUAACGGGAGUGAUGACGAGAAAACAGGACUCAAGAUUAUAGGGAAUGGAAGUGAACAGCAGCUGCAAAAAGAGCUAGCAGAUGUGCUGAUGGAUCCUCCAGUGGACGACCAGCCAGGGGACAAGGAGCUUGUGGAAAGGUCACAACUGGAUGGCGAAGGAGAUGGGCCUCUUUCUAAUCAGCUCUCAGCUUCAUCCACCAUUAACCCUGUGUCAUUAGUAGGGCUCCAGAAACCAGAGAUGAGCCUGCCAGUGAAACCUGGACAAGGAGAUUCUGAAGGGUCAAGCCCUUUCACACCAGCGGCUGAUGAGGACAGUGUAGUUUUCAGUAAACUAACUUAUUUAGGCUGUGCCUCAGUAAAUGCUCCCAGGAGUGAAGUGGAAGCCUUAAGGAUGAUGUCCAUCUUAAGGGGCCAGUGUCAGAUUUCACUAGACGUAACCCUGUCUGUGCCGAAUGUAUCCGAAGGAACUGUGAGACUCUUAGAUCCUCAGACAAACACUGAAAUAGCAAACUACCCUAUCUACAAAAUCCUCUUCUGUGUCAGAGGGCAUGAUGGAACUCCUGAGAGUGACUGCUUUGCUUUCACUGAAAGUCAUUACAAUGCAGAGCUCUUCAGAAUACAUGUCUUCCGGUGUGAAAUACAAGAAGCUGUGAGCCGGAUACUUUACAGUUUUGCCACUGCCUUCCGCCGUUCUGCCAAGCAGACCCCACUUUCAGCAACUACUGCACCUCAGACUCCUGACAGUGACAUCUUUACCUUCUCUGUGUCUUUAGAAAUAAAAGAAGAUGAUGGUAAAGGCUAUUUUAGUUCAGUUCCUAAAGAUAAAGACAGACAAUGCUUUAAACUACGCCAAGGAAUUGAUAAGAAGAUUGUCAUCUGUGUGCAACAAACAACUAAUAAGGAACUUGCCAUUGAAAGGUGUUUUGGUCUUCUCCUUAGCCCAGGAAAAGAUGUACGAAAUAGUGACAUGCACUUGUUAGAUUUGGAGUCUAUGGGCAAAAGUUCAGAUGGAAAGUCCUACGUUAUUACUGGGAGCUGGAAUCCAAAAUCCCCACAUUUUCAAGUUGUAAAUGAAGAAACUCCUAAAGAUAAAGUGCUGUUUAUGACCACAGCUGUUGAUUUGGUAAUAACAGAAGUACAGGAGCCUGUUCGCUUUCUCCUAGAGACAAAAGUCCGAGUUUGCUCACCUAAUGAAAGAUUAUUCUGGCCCUUCAGCAAACGUAGUACUACUGAAAAUUUCUUUUUGAAACUAAAACAGAUAAAACAGAAGGAGAGAAAGAACAAUACUGACACUUUAUACGAAGUUGUAUGCUUGGAAAGUGAAUCAGAAAGAGAGAGGAGGAAAACUACAGCCAGUCCCUCAAUUCGCCUGCCACAGUCUGGAUCUCAGAGUUCAAUGAUACCUUCUCCUCCAGAAGACGAUGAAGAGGAAGAUAAUGAUGAACCUCUCUUGAGUGGAUCUGGUGAUGUAUCCAAAGAAUGUGCAGAAAAAAUUCUUGAAACAUGGGGAGAACUGCUGUCUAAAUGGCAUCUCAACUUGAGUGUGAGGCCAAAGCAAUUGUCAUCCUUAGUAAGAAGCGGUGUUCCUGAAGCUCUUCGAGGAGAAGUCUGGCAGCUGCUAGCAGGUUGUCACAACAACGACCACCUGGUAGAAAAAUACCGAAUUCUCAUCACAAAGGAGUCUCCCCAGGACAGUGCUAUCACUCGUGAUAUUAACCGGACAUUCCCAGCUCAUGACUACUUUAAGGACACAGGAGGAGAUGGACAAGAUUCUUUAUAUAAAAUAUGCAAGGCUUAUUCUGUGUAUGAUGAAGAGAUUGGCUAUUGCCAGGGCCAGUCAUUUCUUGCUGCUGUUCUGCUUCUCCAUAUGCCUGAGGAACAGGCAUUCAGUGUUCUGGUCAAGAUCAUGUUUGACUAUGGCCUCAGGGAACUUUUCAAGCAAAACUUUGAAGAUUUGCAUUGCAAAUUUUACCAGUUGGAGCGCCUCAUGCAGGAAUACAUUCCUGACUUGUACAACCACUUCCUGGAUAUAAGCCUUGAAGCACACAUGUAUGCCUCCCAGUGGUUUCUUACGCUCUUCACUGCAAAAUUCCCUCUCUACAUGGUCUUCCAUAUCAUCGACCUGCUUUUAUGUGAGGGAAUAAGUGUUAUUUUUAAUGUUGCCCUUGGAUUAUUAAAGACUUCCAAAGAUGACUUGCUAUUGACAGACUUUGAAGGUGCCCUGAAGUUCUUCAGGGUUCAGCUUCCUAAGAGAUAUCGUUCAGAAGAAAAUGCAAAAAAACUAAUGGAAUUAGCUUGCAACAUGAAGAUUAGUCAGAAGAAGUUGAAAAAAUAUGAAAAAGAAUAUCACACUAUGAGGGAGCAGCAGGCCCAACAAGAAGACCCCAUCGAGCGAUUUGAGCGGGAGAAUAGGCGUCUACAAGAAGCUAAUAUGAGGCUGGAACAAGAAAAUGAUGACUUAGCCCAUGAGCUGGUGACCAGCAAGAUUGCAUUGCGUAAGGACCUGGAUAACGCUGAGGAAAAGGCAGAUGCACUGAAUAAGGAGCUGCUUAUGACCAAACAGAAGUUGAUUGAUGCAGAGGAAGAGAAAAGACGGCUGGAAGAAGAGUCUGCACAGUUAAAAGAAAUGUGCCGGCGGGAACUCGACAAGGCAGAAUCUGAGAUUAAAAAAAACAGUUCUAUCAUCGGUGACUACAAGCAGAUUUGUUCUCAGUUGAGUGAAAGAUUGGAGAAGCAGCAGACUGCUAAUAAAGUGGAAAUUGAGAAAAUUCGGCAAAAAGUGGAUGACUGUGAGCGCUGCCGGGAAUUCUUCAGCAAAGAGGGACGCAUAAAGGGCAUCAGCCUAGCUAAGGAGGUUUUGGACGAGGACACAGAUGAGGAGAAGGAGACACUCAAGAACCAGCUGAGAGAGAUGGAACUGGAACUGGCACAAACCAAGCUGCAGCUGGUGGAAGCCGAGUGUAAGAUCCAGGACUUGGAGCACCAUUUAGGCCUUGCCCUAAAUGAGGUACAGGCAGCCAAGAAGACGUGGUUUAACCGAACACUGAGCUCCAUAAAGACGGCAACCGGGGUUCAAGGGAAAGAGACUUGCUGAGAGCAGCUGCUGCCUCCAGACACCUUCAGAAAACAUGACACCUUUUGUUGCCUUCUUUGGCCAGAUGUGUGAUUCUGUGACAUGUCCCAGGACCAGAAUGUACCUAAGUCAGAUCCAUAGAAGCAUGUCGGUAGGUCAUUGGACCAGAGCUCGUGAAGCAGGCGGCCUCUGCGGUAAGGCCCUCCUCACUACUGAUACUAACAGGCCUGCCGGCUCCCCUGCCACUCUGGACGCUCCAGAAAGUCACUCCUGUGUGCGACCUCCGGGCCUCUUCCCAGUUAGCUCAGCUCCUCACCCAGCCCAGCGGCUGAGUUGACAUUAUCUGAGUUCGGGGAUCCUUCAGGCUAUUGGUUUUUUUCUAAACCUUUAAUUUUUUUUUUUAAGACACAUAUUAUUAUAUAUUGGGGGAGGUGGGGCAGGGGAUCAGUAACUCAAAUAAUUAUCUGCUCCAGUGCCAGCAGAGGGGGCCUCCAGGUAGACAUGGAGAAGCACUUUGUUUUAAGUAGGAGGGUUUCAUGAUUGUAGCUGAAGCCACCUAGUUUUGUUGAACGCUGCGAUGCACACACAGGUUUUUGGUUUGGCAUUAUUCACGUUUCUGAUCAAUUCUAUGCAACUCUCAUAGUUCUUGUUGUUGUUAGUGUUAGUUGCCAAAUGACUCCACAGUGCUGGGGUGGGUGAUUUGACCGACUGUGAGACUGGAUUAAUCAUAACGUGGACAAAUCUUAUUUUGCUUAAUGUAUCGUGUGUGUGUUUGUGUAUAUAUAUAUAUAAAAAUAUCUUUUCCCAGUGCACCCAAUUGACAGUGUUUAAAUCCCAGCCUAGGACUGAUCUGCACAACUUAAUUAUGUGGUUAUUUGGGCACUUAAUUUCACUCAAGGUUUGUCGGGCUCUGCUCUCCACCCUGCUGUCGCAAGAGCUGUGAAGAGCUCCCUCACUUCAAGGUUCCUAGUGUUUUUGCACAACAGGUUGUGCAAGUGAGAAAGACUCUGAGCUGUGUGUGUGUGUGUGUGUGUGAGAGAAUGUGAGGAUGUGCAGGACACACAUGCCAAGAGGCCCCCAUCAUGCUGGUGUGUGUGCAUAUGUGUGUGUGUGUGUGUGUGUGUGUGUGUAAAUGUGAGGAUGUGUAGGACACACAUGCCAAGAGGCCCCCAUCGCGCUGGCCUGUGUUCCUGCCUGCCUGGACCCUCCUCAGGGUGAGGCUGGGUGCAAACCUCGCUGUUCAGAUGGGCUGCAAGUUCUCACUUCAAAACUAUGGACUAGAGGUUUUAGCACCUUUUUUAAAAAAAAUAACUUUAGGCUUUUAAUUUAUGCAGUGAUAUGCUGACAGGCUGCCUCGCAGAUGAUUUUGCCGUCUUCUCUGUGUGCAGUGUGGAGGUAGCUGGUUACAAGAGGCACUGGUUUGUAUAUAAAGACACUCGGAUUGUUUUGUAUCUCUUUUCCUGUUGGCUGUAUUAACGCUUGCUGAGGUCAUCUGUGAUGAGGGAGGUGACAAGCGGCAACCCCUGACCCCCCCACACCACCCCUUCCACUGCUUUGUGUCUUCCUUGUUCAGUUACCAAGACAGCUAUAAGCCCAUCUAAAACUAGGUGUGUGGACAUUGUGCUAGGGUAGUUUCAGUGUGUCAACCUUAUGAAUUGAAAUAUAAACCAGUAAAAUUGUAUUAAUAUUUCUUUUGUUGGUUUUAUUUUAACAGCAUAUUCAUUAAAUAUUUUGGUACAAACAGCAUUGCUUUGUAAAAACCAGUUUUAUCAUUAUGUGCCCUUGCCCCUCACCUCCUCCGUUCCUGCGGGCAGUCAGAGAAGAUCACCCUCUGGGCUGACAAACAGGUGUGUGUGCGCACGGGCAGCACCUCCCUGAUCCUCCAUUCAGACACCCACUGGGGCUCAGCUGCGCCAGGCCCGCGGGCAGAGAAGACGCAGGCUUUGUCCCCUGGGGGCUGGCGCCUGUGCCUCAUUGUGAGCAUGGCCUGUCUUGGAGAAGCAAAGUGCUGCGGUAACAGGGCUGAGACGUGACCUGUGUAUAUGAGGUUUCGGGAAGUCUUACAGGAGGCAGGAGUGUGGUAAGACCUUGAAAGCCAAAAGCAUCUCAUCAGGCAGAGAUGGGAGAGGGAGUUGCAGGGCCAAAAUGUGAGUGUGCAGGGGAGAUAGCUGAAGAGCAGAAAGGCAGGCAGAGUACCCGAGGUCCAGUUAUCUUCUGCUAGAACUUUCAGGAAAACUGCUGGCGUGGCCAGGUACCUCUUUCAGAUAGCUCGUUUCUGUUCACUGCUGGUCUUGCCACACUGCAAGCACCGUAGGCAUGAGGCUUCUAGACCCUCGGCCAUCCUUUACCACCUCGCCCCCUUCUCUGCAGCAGGAAGAAGAGCAGUGCUUCCCCAACCCGACGGUCCCCUCCUUGCUUGACCUGCGCUGCAGGACCCCC
Messenger RNA from Hippopotamus amphibius kiboko, 5907 nucleotides. RefSeq names its product RAB GTPase activating protein 1 (gene RABGAP1). The record is from RefSeq and is a predicted model, not a curated record. The transcript has 26 exons. NCBI's taxonomy places the organism in Eukaryota, Metazoa, Chordata, Mammalia, Artiodactyla, Hippopotamidae. Bases 280 to 3489 code for a protein of 1069 amino acids.